Diachasma alloeum is the source of this 980-nucleotide messenger RNA. It is a transcript of the gene MED21, whose product is annotated as mediator of RNA polymerase II transcription subunit 21. The coding region runs from base 217 to 885 and encodes 222 amino acids. Lineage: Eukaryota; Metazoa; Arthropoda; Insecta; Hymenoptera; Braconidae. Gene Ontology annotation, molecular function: transcription coregulator activity. The transcript is spliced from 2 exons. Gene Ontology annotation, cellular component: mediator complex. The record is from RefSeq and is a predicted model, not a curated record. Gene Ontology annotation, biological process: regulation of transcription by RNA polymerase II.
UGGCGACGCGCAGUCAAAAUUACUCUCGAGGUUUCCCUCACUGAAAUUUCAUUAAAAAUCGGUGCACGGUGCACUCCGUCGCAGACACGAACGAGCUGACGAGACUGACAGAUCAAAUAGGUUGUUUAUCGAAGGCAAACUAGUGCUUUUCUUCUUUUCAUUAAAAGGAAUACAUAAAACCGACAGCAAGGAACAACAGCAAAUAGGUUAGCUCAUAUGUUCCGAGGAUCGCGUGUGGCUGCAAGCACCCGUGAAUUGAAGUCUGACUGUUAUAUUCAUUCAUUACUCGGAAAAACAACGCAGAUUCGCCGACGAACCAUGGCUGAUCGACUGACACAACUCCAAGACACAAUAAAUCAACAAGCCGAGCAUUUUUGCAACAGCGUAGGUAUUCUCCAGCAGUAUUCAACCCCAAGUAAAUUUCCCGGUUUCGAUCGUGUCGGAACUCCUCAGCCACACCAAACCCAAGAAGACUACGCGUCCCUCUUCGCCACCCUGAUUGCCCGCUGUGCAAAAGAUAUCGAUACACUCAUAGAAAGUCUGCCCAGUGAAGAGUCGUCCCAAGAGCUUCAAGUCGCCAGUCUCAGUCGCUUGGAGCAAGAAAACAUUGAAGCGGGUGAGCAACUGGAGGAAGUUGUUCGUCAGGGCGAAGCGCUCCUCCAGAGAAUCCAGGCUGCUCUCCAGGAUAUUGCGCAGAGCCAACUUGAUAUGCAGAACCCGAUAACUCCGGGCACUGCUGUACUGAAUACAAACCUGACGGCUAAUAUAACGGCGAAUGUCAAUCCUACGCAGUCGUUCGUUAAGCAGGAAAAUUUUGGUAACAUCGGACUGUCGGCGACCAACAAUGCACAUUCAGACCCAUCACCCAAUUCAGUGAAUCAGUGAGCAGAGGGAUUAAAGUUCUCUGUGAUUAAAGUUCAUGAAUCCUUGUCUCAUGUUAAUGUAAAUAAAAAUGCCAUUUUUCAUUCCGGGAAGUUUAA